GCUUUCGGUGGAAGUGUGUGUGUAUGGUAUUGAUGUGAUUUUUUUUUUUUUUUGCAAUAACAGUGAGUUGAAAGUGUGUAUUGCUCGUGAAUCGUUUGCAUUACUAGUUUAUCUAUGGCAGACGAUGACUGGAAGAAAAGAGUCGGGAUAAAUAUUAAUUUUAGUCCAGAUAGCUCAGAAGAUGAAGGCAGGACGUUUACUGAAGGAGAGAAAGACGAUCAGUAUCCCGAACAAUCCCCAUCUGUCAAUAUAGAAAGUUACGAAGGGAGCUUUGACGCUUUCGGUAAUCAAGAGGACGACAUAUUAAAUGAUUACGAUCAAUAUUCAACCACACCGCCUCGGACACGGAUAUCAAGAAGACUGAAAGAAAGAAAACAACGAGUGAGAGAAGAAGCAUGUGAUACAAAAAACAACAGUUCCUCUUUCAAUUCAAAACUUAGAAGACGGAAUACUUUAGAUGCAGUACUCUUUUGUCAGCUGUUGGAGAAAUGCGAGGAUGGACAGUCUCCAAAUCAAGAGUAUGAUGUGUCUCAGAAGUAUGAAGGAGGCAAACGGAGUAAACGUUCUAUGAAAUUGCUGAGAGGUUCUGAGAGAGAUAUGAAGCUUGAUCACACUGAAAUUGGUCUUGCUGCAGCACCUGCAGGAGAAAUGUCUGAAGACAGAGCAGAGAGUAUGCCUGUUGCACUACCACAGCCUGCUAUAAAAGUUGAAUCAUGCAACCGUUUCCUCAGCUUGACUUCAAAGUUGGUUGCAUGUUCGAAGUUCAUGCAAAAAGAUGACAAACCAAGGGCAGAUUAUCCUCAGAAUAGAGUUGAAUUCUAUAAUACAUUCUCUCUUCUUAUUCGAAUGGGAAACUCUGAAAAACAGACGGAUAAAAAUCCACGAAGACAGCUCAGCAAGGAAGAACAUUUAUGGCAGAAUGAGUUGAAAGAUCUUAUAUGGCUUGAACUGCAGGCCUGGCAUGCAGACAGGACACCCACAGAGCAAGAUAAAUAUCUUUGUCAUGCAAGAGAAGGUGUUCAGCAGUUGCUAGAUGAUAUUAUGAAUUAUCGGUUUCAAAAAAAAGCUUCUAAGCUACUCAAUAAAAUGUCAACACAAGCUAGUGACAGUGGUGUCAGCUCAGAUGGGACAGAUAACACAUCACAACCCAAAUCAGAUGUACAAGUCUGCACUGGAUGUUUGUCAGUAUUUUGUAAAGUCUGCACAGAGAACCAAAAUGCAGCUCUGAAGGAAGUCGAAGAACUUCUGAAUAGGUUAGAAGUUGCUGAGUCACUGUACCCAUCCUGCAAGGCUGUAGGAGCGCAGUACCCACUGUACAAGAGCUCAGAAUUUGUAGGAAGAGUCAAGGCCAUGUGUCUUUGGUACAACAUGACUAAACAUCAGCGUCUAGUAUUAAUAAUUUUGGGCAAACUGUUGUUACGAUUAGAGUCCAAAGGCAUAAACUGGCCUCAUGUUGGUGAAGAUGAUAAUACAUCAGGCAUAGCUACUGACACAUCUGCAAGUGAAGAGCCCAGCACCUCACAAGAGCAAAAUACUAGGUCCACAUCACCUCCGAGGAAGAUGAUCCCCAAGAACAAACACAGGAUUCAAUUUGAUGUCGAAACUAGCAGUCCAUCAGAUUCAAAUAAUUCAAAUAUAUCAUCUCAUGGUUCAACAAACUCAUGUGAUGAGGAGGAAAAUGUAAUGGAAUAUUAUUCUAGUUCAAUUAACAAAUCGUAUCCUGCGACACACAGCAAAAAACCGUCGCCAAUAAAUCCAUACCGUAAAUACAUUGAAGACAUGUUGAAGACAAAAGGUCUGAGAAAAUCCUUAAAUUUUGUGGAAAAAUUACAUCGGCAUAUCCUCAUCAAAUCAAAAGCAACGCUUUGCAAACCAGUUGAAAGAGAUAAGGAACAUGAAGUAGAGUCACAAGAUAAGGGUGCAGAAUCCAGUAGCACACUUAUUAAUCCUCCAAAUUCGUGUCCUUUCAAAGGCACAUCUUUCGAGUUACCAGAACAUGAACAAGAAGAACUGUCUCGCUAUGGGUACUGGAGCGCAGAAGCACGCAGUUUGCAUUUACCUUCAUACCGUUCCGCAUUUCUUUUCUUGUCUCGAAUUCCUUUGGAAAUCAUUCAUGAAUUUUUACGUAUGCGACUCGAACAGAAACCAGAAAACCCUUCUGCUUUGUGUAUUCGACAGUUAAUGCGUGAAAUGAAGGAGGGUAUCCGAAUAGCUGUUCUCCAUAGGCAGAGGUAUUUGUCACUUGUUCAUGCUGUUCUUUGGGAUUGUGAAAAGGACAUUAUUGAAGGCUUUGAAGAAGGUGUCAAAGAAUUUGACCGAAGUGUGAAGAUGGUGUUAGAGCUGUAUUUGGAAUAUCUGCAAAAAUGGGUUCCUAUGGUCCAGCAUGAGCAGUUCCAAAAGAAUCUUCUUGAAGAAGAGUGGCUUUUUAUUAAAAAAAUGUGUCCUUAUAUUCCAUGUGGAGAGGGUGCAGCAAGUACUAGCUUCUGUCGCAUUGCAAGGGGGAUGUUGGAAGCUGUCGGAGAAUAUCUCACUACGAGAGUAAAAGAACUGACAAAAAUAAUUCACAAUGGGGAUGAAUCAGAUGAGGACAUUUCAGUGAAGCAAACAGCAUUGUCCGUCUGCAGGGAAAUCCAGUUCCUGUACACUGAAGCACGUGAUAGGGCAUUAAAGGCACUGGCAUUUGCAAAAACGCUGAGGAAAGACUUAGAAAACCCUGAGUUCCUGAGCAGCAUCCACCCUUCAUGCAGUGUUAUUAUUGCUGGUUCGCUGCAGGAACUUAAGGCACGUGCUGUUUCCCUCUGUUCUGACAUUACUACUACUAUACGACUUGUGGAAGAUACUUGUGAUGCUCAUGACAUGACUGACCUUGAGGAAUGUGACCGAUUACAAGUUCUGAAUCGCUCAAGGGAAGUCUUACAUUUUGGGUACAAAUUUGGAUUUGAGUAUCACAAAGAAGUCUGUCGUUUAGUAACAGGCGAAGUGAGAACAGAACUAUCACAUGGCCUGAUCUGUUUUGCCCAGCAGUGGAUGAAGUUUGUCAGAGAACGGUGUGAAAGAGGAAGAGGCCUUCGACCACGGUGGGCAAACCAGGGUCUUGAUUUUUUGAUGACUGUAUGUGAACCUGAAAACACACAAUAUCUUUCUGACAAUGAUUUUGAUGAUCUGAAGAGAAGCAUUGAUGGGUGCAUAUCACAUGUAAUAGGCACGGCAGUGACAAACAAUGAGAAAUGUUCAUUGAAUCAGCAACAUAAUCCAUUGUAUGGACAUUUGCCACGUGCCUCUUUUGAUGGACAGUUUCCUCGUUCUCGUGGAAGUUCCCCAGCACGAACUAAGUCACCAUCUUAUCGAUCAUCUCGUUCCUUACAAGACACAAGUGUAACACCACCAUUUCCUCAUGCACAGAGGUCAAUCUCAGCCUGUGUCAGUGCUCCAGUGGAUGAGACUGAUGCUGUGAAUAGCAAAACGGCAGUGACAGUAAAUAUUUCAUCUGGAGUGCCACGAAUCCAAAGAGUUUAUGAUGCUGUGAGGAACCUUGAAAGAGAUAUGGAUGAAAAGUUAAGAAAUAAGGAGCUCAUAGGUUCUGUGAGUGAUGUUGAGUAUGAAGAUAAAAUUCAUAUUAAAGCACGCAGUGUUACGUUUAGUUGGCAGAGAGGGAUUAAAAUUGGUCAGGGCAGAUUUGGAAAGGUUUAUACAGCUGUUAACAACCAGACUGGUGAAUUAAUGGCUAUGAAAGAAAUUCAGCUGCAACCAAAUGAUCAUCGUACGAUUCGCCGGGUUGCUGAAGAAUUACGUAUAUUUGAAGGAAUACAACACCCAGGACUUGUGCGAUAUUAUGGUGUGGAAAUUCAUAUUGAUGAGAUGCUGAUUUUCAUGGAGUUUUGUGCUGAGGGGACUCUGGAGAGCCUAGUAGCUGCUACUGAAAAUGGUUUACCUGAAGGCUUAAUCCGUCGUUACACUUAUCAGCUGUUACAAGCUGUAAAAACUUUACAUGAUCAUGGCAUUGUACAUAGAGAUAUCAAAAGUGCAAACAUAUUCCUGACUGGUGGUGGCAACCAUCUCAAGUUGGGUGACUUUGGUUCAGCAGUCAAGAUUAAAGCCCAUACAACAAUGCCAGGAGAACUUCAAGGAUUUGUGGGGACUCAGGCGUACAUGGCCCCUGAAGUUUUCACGAAGACUGAUACAGGAGGCCAUGGCAGGGCAGCUGAUAUAUGGUCUCUUGGAUGUGUUGUUGUUGAAAUGGCUUCUGGAAAAAGACCUUGGCCAGAGUACGACUCCAACUACCAAAUCAUGUACAAAGUUGGCAUGGGUGAAACUCCAAGUGCUCCUCCCACUCUGUCUGAAGAGGGUCACAAAUUUGUGGACCGUUGUUUACAACAUGAUCCACAGAGGCGUGCAACAGCCAAAGAGCUCCUUUAUCACACAUUUGUCAGAGUGGACCUAGAUGAAGAGUAUCUGUCCUCAACAUUACCAUCUAUGUUUGAAGAUUACUUAAAAAUCAACCCAAGGAUUCUUUAAAAAGAAUGAACUGCAACAUUUUGUCACUGAACAAUGAAUACUGUUCUGCUGACACACAAAAUUAAUAUAUUUCUGUACCUGUUGAUUGUUUCAUAGUGUGAUCAAGUUGAAGAUGCCAGAAAGUCAGUAAUUUUUACUGGGCUUCUAGAGGUGGUAUUGUGGAGUUCCUUUUUAUGGUAGCGAACUGUCUUCAGAAACAUGCUGUGACAUGUUUAAUAUUGCUUUUGUGUACUACAUUGUUGUCAGUUGAACAUGUGUAUAUAGUCAUAAUGUUAUUUUGUGAUAAAAUAUGUCCUAUGUAUUUGGAGUACAUGUUUAUGUGUAUUUAUAUUUGCCAGACAGUCUUGUAUGUUUUAAGAAAUAAAAUUUGAUGUUUGGAA
This is a messenger RNA of Schistocerca americana (American grasshopper), 4895 nucleotides long. It is a transcript of the gene Mekk1, whose product is annotated as mitogen-activated protein kinase kinase kinase 4. The transcript is spliced from 24 exons. Bases 115 to 4515 code for a protein of 1466 amino acids. The record is from RefSeq and is a predicted model, not a curated record. NCBI's taxonomy places the organism in Eukaryota, Metazoa, Arthropoda, Insecta, Orthoptera, Acrididae. Gene Ontology annotation, molecular function: ATP binding; protein kinase activity. Gene Ontology annotation, biological process: MAPK cascade; protein phosphorylation.